Molecule: messenger RNA, 756 nt
Organism: Chlamydomonas reinhardtii
Lineage: Eukaryota; Viridiplantae; Chlorophyta; Chlorophyceae; Chlamydomonadales; Chlamydomonadaceae
Exons: 4
Coding region: 121-738 (205 amino acids)
Source: RefSeq, a predicted model, not a curated record
GAAAACAAGCUUUGACCAAUCCCCUGUAACAUCUGCGUCGCGCUUGGCGCGGCCGGCAUGACCGUUCCACACCGAUGGAGCAACAUAGCGCAGCCAAGUGGCUUCCUUAGCUUCAGUUCCAUGGCAAUUGAGCAUAGUGGCCUGCCUAGGUCCGGCCGCGUGCGAGCGUUGGUCCGGCGGGCCGGUGUGAUGAUUGCCCCCGCUGUAAUGAUUCUACUGUGGCUCUCGGCUUCGGCGCUUCCGAGCGCUGCCGCGUCGCAUGACCAGUACUACACAAUCUUUCGCGAGGAUAAGGAGUACGGCGCCGCUGCCGCCUCCUGCUCGGAGCUGGGCGGCCGGCUGGCGGGCCCCGUGUCCGCCCAGUCCGAUCCCUGGGAGGUGGCGGUGCUGCUGGCUCUGUGCGGUGACCGCACCGACGGCUGCUGGCUGGCCGAGGCCUCCGACCAGACCCCCAGCAGCAACACCCCCAGCAGCAACACCAGCAGCGGCUCCAGUGGCGCCCUACAGCGGCCGCAGCCCCUGCACUCCCCCGACGGCCGGAUCUGGGAGUGGUGCCCCUACGUCACCGUCUGCGGCCGCGGCCGCGGCAGCGGCGGCGGCGGCGGCGGCACAGGGGGUGCUGGAUCCGAUGCUGAUGACAAGACUGACGACAACGACGGCUGCAGUGACUUGCAGGCCGAGGACGGCAACACCCUGGAGGCCAUCCCUUGCAAUGGCGGCGCCGCCCAACUGGUGUAGCCGCUCCCUCGCCGCCAG